Molecule: messenger RNA, 2676 nt
Organism: Mizuhopecten yessoensis (Yesso scallop)
Lineage: Eukaryota; Metazoa; Mollusca; Bivalvia; Pectinida; Pectinidae
Product: potassium voltage-gated channel protein Shaw-like
Exons: 4
Coding region: 213-2051 (612 amino acids)
Biological process (GO): protein homooligomerization; potassium ion transmembrane transport
Cellular component (GO): membrane; voltage-gated potassium channel complex
Molecular function (GO): delayed rectifier potassium channel activity; protein binding
Source: RefSeq, a predicted model, not a curated record
ACAGAUCUGUGUGAGGAGGACGCUCCGUUGUCAUGCAGGGACUGCCGUGUAAGUAUCAUGCAUGCGUUGAGUCUGCCUCGUCACUGUCGCUACCGUAGCAAAUUUUGUCAAAUCGAUGGCAACGCACCGAGCCUACUGUCAUAGUCUUUCUGGCAUCUUCUGGUAUUCAACUUGUCUUCACCGGAACAUAAUGUGUCUUAAAUAGCGUUGAUAUGGAGUCUCUACAGGCAGGUAAGAGAUCUAUUUUUGCACCAAAGUCGUCUCUGAUACCACGUCUAUCGGAAUCACAUAAUCGACGAAACUCAAACAAAAUUGUCAUAAAUGUGGGAGGUGUUCGGUUCGAAACUUAUAAGACAACUCUCAAGAGCAUUCCAGAUACCCGGCUAUCCUGGUUGACGGAUCAUUCAGGACACAAUCCGGAUUAUGACCCGUUAACCGGAGAAUAUUUUUUCGAUCGACAUUCGGGAAUGUUUCAAAUGAUCCUUAACUAUUACCGCACUGGAAAGUUACAUGUAGCUAUGGAUGUAUGCGGCCCCGCGUUCGAAGAGGAAUUGGCAUUUUGGGGUCUGGAUGAGACCCAGAUUGAACCCUGUUGCUGGCAUACGUAUAGGGCACAUCGAGAUGCACAGCAAACCCUAGCUGAGUUCGAGGGUACCGAGAAUGAUGUUGAAAGUGAUAACGAGGAAGAAUUCGAAAUGAGACAAAAAUUUGGUAUUUCUGAGGAUUUUAAACAAGUUGAACUCUCUCGUUGGAAAAAAUGGAGGCCUAAAAUGUGGCGUUUCCUUGACGACCCGAACGCAAACAGGAUCUCGAAGGCCUACGCCGUAGUAUCUGUGAUAUUUAUCCUGACGUCGAUCGCCGUGUUUUGUUUAGAGACUAAUUCCCACUUCCGGUACAAUCCCCAAACAAACCUAUCGAUGGACAACCUUCCUGUUUUGGAACGACAGCGACACACCAAACCACUCUUCUUUAUGGACGUCUUCGAGUACAUCUGUAUUAUUUUCUUCACGUUUGAGUUGCUAGCCAGGAUAAUAUUUUGCCCGUGUAUCAGUGACUAUUUAAAGGAGCCUUUUAAUUGGAUAGACGUGUGUUCUGUCGUACCGUUCUACAUAACAAAGAUCAUGCUAAUCUGUGAUGGUAAUCUCGAGCUCACUGAUGCCUAUUAUUUCCUUAAUGCACUUCGACUGAUAAGAAUUUUUCGAAUUUUGAAACUAACACGUCAUUUUAGUGGAUUGAAAAUUUUAGGCCAUACGAUACGAGCAAGUGCCAAAGAGCUUUUACUCCUUUUUCUUGUACUGAUAAUCGGUGUGCUUAUCUUCGCCUGUCUUAUUUUCUAUGCAGAACAAAUUGACGAGGGUAAGAUCAAUGACUUUCCUGAUAUUCCUAUGGGCUUUUGGUGGGCAGUUGUUACCAUGACAACACUUGGGUAUGGUGAUAUGGCCCCUCGCACAGGCUUUGGAUACAUUGUGGGGACGAUCUGCGCAGUCUGUGGACUUCUUAUGCUGUCACUUCCGGUUCCGAUCAUAGUCAGUAAUUUCACACUUUAUUAUUCUCACGCCCAGGCUAAAAUGAAACUUCCGAAAAAGAAUAGGAAUUGUCUGGUUGGUGCCGCAAAUGCAUUGAAGGAAAAUCAACCAACACCAACACCUUCUCCAUUACCGGAAGCGGAUGUGUCGCCAUUAAAAUCAGAAUAUGGAAGUAAAAGCAGUUUGAAGUCACUGGAUCGUAAGUCCAGCAAUGAUAGUGCGUUUGGUAGCUGUGACAGCAACACGUCUCCAGAAAAAGAAGAAGUGAGAAAGAUUAGUGUAAUUUACACGGACGAGAUUGUCAAUUCUCCUCAAUUAAUAGUAAAACGGAACCGCUUUUUUGGGAAUCAGUCACCACCGGAAGCGGAAAGACUCCCACGGAUUCCUGAACGAUCCCACUCUCCAGCGGAAAUGGAUGUGAACAUGCGCACGAGACGGGGCAGCAGAGUCGGCAUUGGUUAUAAAUCGGUGUCACCUGCAGCGUCAUCCAAGAUGACUCACUUGCCACCUGAUCCGGAGAUGUGAAUUAACGUGUCAUUCUUUAAAAGAUGCAUGUUAUUCCAUGGAAUACGUCACAAUAAUGUGAUAAGAAUUUUGCAAAAAAAGAAAAUUUGAGCAAAAUUAUUAAUUGCAAGUAAGUGCAAUUAUUUAAUUAAGAGAAAUUAUACAACGCUCUGCACUCAUGUGUCUGAUUAAAUUCAUGAAGGAUUGAACAAUGUGUUCUGUGUACAGGAUAGUUCCCAUGUUAGUGUUGUUUUCGUGAAUUUAAGUACGAUGAAAUUAUCAUGAAAGAGAAUGCAACACUCUCAAAACUGAUUACAACACCGAGCCAAUACAGAUGUGGCCAAACUGGGGUCAGAAAGUACACUGGGUAUUCUCUAUCGUCGAUUCUGCUGGAUAAAGCGUUUCGCAAAAAUGCAAAUUAGCAUGUGGCAGUGUUUAGAAUUGGAUAACGUUUCUGUUGAAACCGGCAAUGCAUUGGACAUUUUUUGUCGAAUUCUGUUUGUUGGGGAAACGGGUGUAUAAGGAACGAUACACAGCCUAUUGUCAAGUUAUGACGAAUUAUGACGAAUUACCGUGGCCAUUGUGUGAGAUAAGUGCACUCAAUAUUUAACCGAAAGCAAUGUAAAAUUAUUUUGUUCGCACAAUA